This is a messenger RNA of Gastrolobium bilobum, 960 nucleotides long. RefSeq lists its product as uncharacterized. The record is from RefSeq and is a predicted model, not a curated record. The coding region runs from base 234 to 701 and encodes 155 amino acids. Gene Ontology annotation, biological process: electron transport chain. Gene Ontology annotation, molecular function: 2 iron, 2 sulfur cluster binding; electron transfer activity. NCBI's taxonomy places the organism in Eukaryota, Viridiplantae, Streptophyta, Magnoliopsida, Fabales, Fabaceae. The transcript is spliced from 2 exons. Gene Ontology annotation, cellular component: plastid.
AUUGUUGGUGGGUGUGGGCGGCGAAUAGGGUAUCUGAGGGGUGGCAAUUACAUUCGUCUUUCUACAGAUACCCAAUAAUAACGCCAACAACGCCAUCACUUUCUCUUACUUUGUUUAUAUAUCUCUUUCUCUCUCCGUCUCUCUCUGUCUCUCUCUCUCGUGAAUCAUCACUUCGUCUUCUCCGCUUCCAUCUCAAACCAACAACAGCAACUUCAAGAUCUUCUCUGGUAAUCAUGGCAACUAUGUCAACUGUGAAGGUUUCCCCCCUUUGCUUGUUUCAAACUCCAAGCCAAAAUCAAUCCACUGUUGCUACCACAGUGAAGUGCCGUUCAUCUCUUGGGUCUGUGAAGAGUGUUUUCAGAUCAUUUGGCUUGAAGUCAUCCUCUUCAUUCAGAGCUACUGCCAUGGCUGCUUACAAGGUUAAGCUGAUUGGCCCAGAUGGAAAAGAGAAUGAGUUUGAGGCACCUGAUGAUACCUACAUCUUAGAUGCAGCAGAGAAUGCUGGAAUUGAACUUCCUUAUUCGUGCCGUGCCGGAGCAUGCUCUACCUGUGCUGGGAAGAUUGUUUCUGGUUCAGUGGAUCAGUCUGAUGGCUCAUUCUUGGAUGACAAUCAACUGAAGGCAGGCUAUCUGCUUACCUGUGUCUCCUAUCCAACUUCAGACUGUGUAAUUGAAACUCACCAGGAAGGAGAACUCUACUGAGAAAUGCUGGUCUGAAAGUUAAACCAUUGCUUGAGGAAACUGGUAGUUUAAGGUAGACUUUGCAGCUAUUUUGCUUGUUCUGCUUUAGAAUCAGUCUUUCUUUUGGGAUUUUUAGUUAUUUGGGAUAAUGAAUUUUUGUUUGUGCAAGCAAGCACUGUGAUAUUAAGAUGAUAAGCACCUUCGCCUGGCAUUUAAAUGUGAUAAGUGAUGUCUCUAAUGUGCUCCAUUAAAAUGGUGUGUCCCCACUUUAUAGCUCUUU